Trichechus manatus latirostris (Florida manatee) is the source of this 3607-nucleotide messenger RNA. RefSeq names its product acyl-CoA dehydrogenase family member 11 (gene ACAD11). Gene Ontology annotation, biological process: fatty acid beta-oxidation using acyl-CoA dehydrogenase. The transcript is spliced from 21 exons. Gene Ontology annotation, molecular function: flavin adenine dinucleotide binding; acyl-CoA dehydrogenase activity. Gene Ontology annotation, cellular component: cytoplasm; mitochondrion. The record is from RefSeq and is a predicted model, not a curated record. NCBI's taxonomy places the organism in Eukaryota, Metazoa, Chordata, Mammalia, Sirenia, Trichechidae. Bases 206 to 2590 code for a protein of 794 amino acids.
CCGUGCUGUGAGAUCAGGCCUCAGCAGAGCCCGGGUCAUAAGUGUCUAGGGCUGGUCGCCUGCGGGAUGGACUCUCUAACUGUGCGGCGAGAAGAAACAUCAGAAGCUUUUAUUCUUGGGCUCCAAGUCCUGACGCACCCUUUUCUGGACCGGACCCUACAAGUCUUCCGCCUGCUGGCGCAUUAAGUUUAGGCACUCCAGACCAAUGGAUUCCACGCCAGUGCGGCCUUGCGCGGUGGCAGUCAUGGAGGCCUGUGCCGCCCGGGACCCUGAGAUGGCCGAAGUGCUGCCCCAGCACAAGUUCGACUGCAGGUCCCUGGAGGACUACCUAAGCCAACAUUUGCCCGGCUUUGUGGCCGAGCCGGAGACCACGCUGUCAGUUACCCAAUACAGAUUAGGACAGUCCAAUCCAACCUUUUAUCUCCAGAAGGGCAUUCAAGCAUAUGUACUCAGGAAAAAACCACCUGGUUCACUUCUUCCGAAAGCACACAAGAUUUAUAGAGAAUUUCAAGUCCAGAAAGCCUUGUAUUUGAUUGGAUUCCCUGUUCCCAAGCCUUUACUGUACUGCAGUGAUGCUUCUAUUAUUGGAACAGAAUUUUAUGUGAUGGAACAUGUGCAGGGGAGAAUCUUUCGUGAUUUCACAGUUCCUGGAGUUAGCCCAGCAGAGCGCUCGGCCAUAUAUGUGGCCAUGAUUGAAACCUUGGCUCGAUUACAUUCCUUGAAUGUACAGUCAUUGCAGUUGGAGGGAUAUGGCAGGGGAACUGGGUGCUGCAAAAGACAGGUAUCAACCUGGACAAAGCAGUAUCAAGCUACAGCUCAUCAGGACAUCCCUGCCAUAAGCCAUCUAUCUGACUGGCUAAUGAAAAACUUGCCAGAUAAUGACAAUGAACAAUGUUUGCUUCAUGGAGAUUUCAAACUAGAUAACAUAGUUUUCCACCCUAAAGAGUCUCGAAUUAUAGCGGUACUGGAUUGGGAGCUUUCAACCAUUGGUCAUCCUUUGUCAGACUUAGCUUAUCUUUGCGUGUUCUACUUUUGGCCAAGGACAGUUCCAAUGAUAAAUCAUUGUUCUUAUUUUCAAGAAAACAUAGGGAUACCAUCAGUGGAAGAACUGAUUUCAAUAUAUUGCCGCCACAGGGGAAUUAAUUCUGUUCUUCCUAACUGGAACUUCUUUCUGGCUCUUUCAUAUUUUAAAAUGGCUGGAAUAGCACAGGGAGUCUACAGUAGAUAUCUGCUGGGAAAUAAUUCAUCUGAGAAUAGCUUUUUGUUUGCCAAUCUUGUGAAACCUCUGGCAGAAACUGGAUUACAACUCUCAAAAAGAACUUUCAAUACCGCACUACCACAGACUGAUACUGCUGGACAUUUGUUUGUACAGACUAGGACAGGCCGAGAAGUUCUUACUAGGGUGAAGGAUUUCAUGAAACAACACAUCCUUCCAGCUGAAAAGGAGGUAAUUGCGUUCUAUGUUCAAAAUGGAAAUUCUGUGGAUAAGUGGAGAAAACCUUUAGUGAUUGAUAAACUCAAGGAAAUGGCCAAAGCAGAGGGCCUCUGGAACCUGUUUUUGCCAGCUGUAAGCGGACUCAGCCAGGUGGACUAUGCCUUCAUUGCUGAAGAAACAGGAAAAUGCUUUUUUGCUCCAGAUAUCUUCAACUGCCAAGCACCAGACACAGGGAACAUGGAGGUGCUGCACCUAUAUGGAAGCGAGGAACAGAAGAAGCAGUGGCUUGAGCCUCUUCUUCAAGGGAGCAUUACCUCCUGCUUCUGUAUGACAGAGCCUGGUGUAGCUUCAAGUGAUGCCACCAAUAUUGAAUGUAGCAUCCAGCGAGAUGGCAAUAGCUAUGUAAUUAAUGGCAAGAAGUGGUGGAGCAGUGGAGUUGGAAGUCCAACUUGCAAAAUUGCAAUUGUUAUGGGAAGAACUGAAAAUUCUUCUGAGUCCAGACACAAACAACACAGCAUGAUUCUUGUUCCAAUCAACACACCUGGAGUAGAAGUAAUAAGGCCUUUGUCAGUUUUUGGCUACAUGGAUAAUUUUCAUGGAGGACAUUUUGAGGUCCAUUUUAAUCAAGUGCGAGUUCCUGUCACCAAUUUAAUACUAGGUGAAGGAAGGGGAUUUGAAAUUGCCCAAGGCCGCCUUGGACCUGGCAGAAUCCACCACUGCAUGAGAACAGUAGGUUUGGCUGAACGUGUUCUGCAGAUCAUGUGUGAACGUGCAACACAGCGGGUGACCUUUAAGAAGAAACUAUCUGCACAUGAGGUCGUGGCCCACUGGAUUGCUAAAAGCCGCAUUGCCAUCGAUCAGAUUCGCUUGUUGACCCUGAAAGCUGCAAAUAGCAUCGACACUGUGGGCAGUGCUCGCGCCAUGAAGGAGAUUGCAAUGAUCAAAGUGGCUGCCCCGCGAGUGGUCUGCAAAAUCAUUGACCGAGCCAUCCAAGUGUGUGGAGGUGCAGGUGUUUCCCAGGACUAUCCUCUGGCUAACAUGUAUGCGCUAACCCGAAGUUUGCGCUUGGCAGACGGGCCCGAUGAAGUCCACCUCUCAGCAGUCGCAGGAAUGGAGCUGCACGACCAAGCCAAAGCACUGACAGCCAAAUUGUAGGGCGGGUAACACCACACAUUCCACUGGCAGAAACUCUCCUUUACACAAACUUAACCAGCCCCAGCGUUUGACACACAUUAUAUUUUUGGAGCAACUUGAGAAUAGGGUUAGUUACUCACUUUUGGUAUUGAUUUUAGCAUCUAUUUUGAUCUCAUUGGUUUUCACAGAUUUAAAUUAAAUAGGAAAUUCUGUAGUUGUUGUCACUCUGUCUAGUACUUAAAUAGUUUAACAUUUAUUUUUUUAAACACUAAAAUUGUAAAGAGAUCAUGAAGUAAAUUGGAGCGCUAAAGCAUAGGCAUAAGAAUAUUUUCACUUUUUGAUUUUCAGGAAUUGUUCUGUGUAAUACUCAAGCAAUAUUUAAUCAUUGUGUUGAAAAAUAUAGUGGGACCUCUUUUUUGAUACUGGUUUUAGGGGCUGAUUUAACACUGUAAACCAGCUGAGAAAGGUAAGUAUUUUAAUGGAUGUUUACACUAGAGAAAGAAGCACGACUAACGGGCCACUUUAGAAUUCGUAUCAUUAUAAGCCUCUUUAUAAUUCCACAGGAAACAUUUAUGCAUGAAAUCCGAACGUGGUAUAAAGUUUGCUAGAGAACAUGGCAUACUGUGAGAAAAUUAAGCAUAAUUUAAAUUUUUUAUAAAAAUGUUGAUGAGUUAAGUGGACAGUUUAAGCCACAAAAAGUUACACAGCUUUGAGUUUAAAGAUGGUCCACUCUGAACGCAGUCCUGUUAAUAGCAAACACCCUGUGGCUGUUUAAAAUCAGCACAGCCUAGUACAGUGGCCAUUAGCCUCAUGAACCUCUUGGGCACUUGAAAUGUGCCUAGUGAGACAGGAACUGAAGUUUUAAAAAUUUUGAUCAAUUUAAAUACGAUAUUCAACUCAGUUAGUGGAAAACUUUUAAGUAUGCUUGGAAUAAGUUGGGAAUGUGAAACUACUUUUUCAACUGUGAAUUUUAUGAAAUCUAAAUACACAGCAAGUAUUUUAAAUGAAAAUUUAGCAUCCAAAUUAAGAAAUGACAGA